AGCAGAAUCAUCACUUUUCGAAAACGACUUUUCGCUUGCGAAAUAGUUUCGCGCACGCGCAGAUCGCUAUUUGGAUGCGCUAAUGGACAAGUACGGCGCAACAAAUUGCGUUGAGGCUAUGUUGUCCCGAAAUCGGUAGAUUCACUGUGAUUGUUUUUUUACGCUAUUUAUCGGAUUGUUCAAACGUAUAAUGGAACCAAUUUUGGACGUGCAAUAGCCGCCACAAUUUACCGUCGGAAAACAAAUGUUCCGCCGGUGAUAGAGGUUUAGUUUUAACAUCAUUAAUUAUCGGAGAAACAUAUUUUACUGAUGUAAACAAGACGACCUGGUCGUACACGAAUUUUAAAUUAACCUACAAUAUUAUUUGACAAUGAGUAGCGUUAAGUUAGAAGUUCAGUGGUCAUCGAUACACCCAAAUAAAUUCAUUACUUGGGGCACCGAAAUAUGUUUAUACGAAGUUACCCAAAUCAAAGAUAGUGUCAGGCCUUCUUGUAUUAAGAUCUCUGACUCUACAGUCGCCCAUUUAUUGGCAACGAACACAAACCAUCACUAUGUUAAAUGCAUUGAUAUUUACACCCAACCUGAGCCUGACAUUCUAUUGGCAGUUGGGCAAGCGAAUGGUAAAGUUGUACUAACUACUUUUGGCCCAACGGCAUUCGACUCUCUUGGACUUACUGGCAAGGAACUUGCUCCGAGGCAUGCAAGGCAAUGCAAUACGGUUGCAUGGAAUCCGGUAGACCCAAAUUUAAUAAUUUGUGGCUUGGAUAAGCACAGAACGGAUUCUUCCGUUUUAUUAUGGGAUGUCCUGAAAAGUCCAACUGGAUCGCAUCACCACAGUAACAUGCAGGCAGAAUCUGUCAGACCUAUAGCAGAGGCUGGAGUCUCUGAAACAGCACAUUCCCUCGCUUGGUUCCUUAACGAACCAAGAUGUUUGGUUGUUGGAAUCAAUAACAAACAUUUAAAGAUUAUUGAUUUUCGAGAUUGUGUGAAGGUAGUGAACUCAACGCCAACAAAAGCAGUGUACAGUUUGUCAGUAGAUCCUCAUAACAAUUAUCACUUAGUUUCCCAUAUUGAAAAUCAAAUUCUUAUAUGGGACACUCGUUACUUUGAAAAACCGAUAUUAACCCUACCGCAGAGCAGACAAGUGACUAAAGUACUAUGGUGUCCUUCAAGGCAUAACCUGCUGGGAUCUCUGCAGAAAGACUCUGGAUCUUUGCAUCUUCACGAUGUACAGCAUUGUGGGCUUGGUGGCGGCGAGGAAACAGAGCCAGGCGCUUUAGAAAGAACUGUCGCCCCACCAUGGUCUAGUCCUACAAGUUUUUCAUGGCAUCCGACUCACGCGAAUAGAUUGUUGGCUAUAUCGCAACAAGGUUUGACGGACUACACUGUUUUUGAAAGAAUUACUAUCAACUGGUCAACUAAGUCAUAUCUAGCAUGGAACCAUGCUUCAAAAUCAUUCAAAUACAUUUAUAGCACCGACAACAUAUACAAAUCCUUGAACGAUAUUUCACUGCAAACGAAAAGUCGAGCCAUGCGAGACUACGGCCUUCUGGCCGAACUAUCGCAAAAUGGAGAGCUAGCUGAAAAUGAUACCCUGAAAAAUUUAUGGCAAUGGCUGUAUUUGAGUCGUUCUUUAGUGGAAGAUGGAACAAUAUGUAGCCCAGACAAUAAGCACCCAGGUGUCAGAACUGUUCUGAAACUUGAUGGACAGCAGACUUCUACUAACGGUUUCAUUAAGUCUGAAUUAGUGCUUCGACUGUGGGCUGACAUUGGGUCAAAUCACAGUGCUAAAAUAUACAGGUCACCUGACCGAGAUAAAGCACUUCAAUUGUGUGGUUGGAGAUUUGAUAAAGAAACGAACGCUCCUUAUAAUAAUGCAUUUUUGGAAAGACUAGAGAGGGAAGGAGCUUAUCCUAGAGCUGCAGCCAUCUCUGUUUUCAAUCUUGGACUGAGGCAAGCCAUAGAAAUAUUGAAUAGAGGGGCGGACAAAAUGUCACUAGCAACAAACUUAAAUAUCGUUGCUAUGGCUUUGUCAGGCUUCUCUGAAGAUAGAAAUAGUAUGUGGCGGGAGCUUUGCUUAAAGUCUAGAUCUCAAUUAACUGACCCAUAUCUCAGAGCAACAUUUGCAUUCCUCACUGCUGACAAUGAUUCGUAUGAAAAUGUUUUGAAUGAGAAUGGAAUGGCUGUUGAGGAUAGAGUGGCAUUUGCGCUCAUGUUUCUAUCUGAUAGUAAAUUACAUGAAUAUUUCAAAAAAUUGACUCAAAAAUUAACUGAUGAUGGUAACUUAGCCGGGAUUCUGAUUACUGGGGCUAGUUCAGACGGGAUACAGUUACUAAAUAGGUACUUAGAAAUCACUGGUGAUGUCCAAAGUUGCAGCCUAAUCGCCAUUCGAGCUCUGUCACCGAAAUUGCUUCAGGACAAUCAAGUUCAAGUUUGGAUUGCAAGCUAUAGAACGCUUUUGGAUGCUUGGAAAAUGUGGAAUCAAAGAGCACAUUUUGAUAUAGCGAUGCGAACUUCAACGAAUGAGAAACCUCCACAACAAGUAUACAUAUCUUGCAAUUUCUGUGGCAAAAGUAUUUCGGCUUAUAUGCAGGGGUUAAGCAGAGCUAGAGGACCAUUUGCCAGGCUUGGGAGUACGUCCAACAAAUUGAAGAUGUCUUCGUGUCCUAGCUGUCGCAAACCUCUACCCCGCUGCGCGAUCUGUCUCAUGCACAUGGGUACAGCCAGUGGUUUACAAACAGGAGGGACCACACCAAAUAGAGGGGAGGAGGAUAGUAAACUAACGGAAUUUAGUAGUUGGUUUACUUGGUGUCAAACGUGCAGACAUGGUGGACACGCCAACCACAUCACGCACUGGUUUAGAGAGCAUUCGGAAUGCCCUGUAACAUCUUGUACGUGCAGAUGCUUUUCACUAGAUGCAUCUUGCAAGAUCGGAGUUGGGGUUGUAUAAUCUUUCUACCAUAAUUUUAAAUUGUAAUAAACGAUUAUUUAAUAGUAUUUCGUUCACCAAUUAUACUUAUUUCUUUCACUUAAUUAUCAUUUAGAAUAUUUCUAAGCCUUAAAGGUUGAGCUUCAACUUCAGCGAAGUAUACUGAAAAAAGUGAGAAUAUUCGAAUGUGUUGAAGGUGAUAUAC
Molecule: messenger RNA, 3134 nt
Organism: Neodiprion virginianus
Lineage: Eukaryota; Metazoa; Arthropoda; Insecta; Hymenoptera; Diprionidae
Gene: mio
Product: GATOR complex protein MIOS
Exons: 14
Coding region: 371-2950 (859 amino acids)
Biological process (GO): positive regulation of TORC1 signaling; cellular response to amino acid starvation
Cellular component (GO): cytoplasm
Molecular function (GO): protein binding
Source: RefSeq, a predicted model, not a curated record